CUUGCAACCACUAUGGGACGGUCACAAGGCACCCUUUCAGAGUUGCUUAAACGGGUAGAAAUGAAGGCCAACAAUCAUGCUGUAGCUCUAUGGGACGAUAUCCUUUAUGAGAACGAUUUAGGACGCGGCAGGAGCCUGUUGUUGACACGUCAACAGAAGGAACUCAUCAUCCAGAUUGCAACGUCCUCACGCGAUGCACGUGAGAAGGAGCCCUGGCAGGCUAUUGCCGAUGGCAAUUUCAAAGAUGUUGUACCAGAAAUGAGUAUAACAACGUUUGAAAACGUCAUGUAUGAGGCAGGUUACGCACGUCGCGCACCAGGCUGGAAACCUUCACUGACACCUGAGCAAGAGAAGGAGCGGGAUGCCUGGGCACACGCCCACAACCCUGAUAAGUACAAAGAAGGUGACAACUUAGGCUACGACUUUACCCAGGUAGUCUUCUCUGAUGAGACUCCUGCUCGAAUUGGUGAAGAGCGAGGCAUGAUAAGAACCUGGUGUUGUGAAGGAGAGAAGUAUGAUACCAACGUCAAACAUGAUUGGAACAGGCAUGAUUGUUGCCUGCAGUUCUACGGCUGUUUUUGCUACAACUACAAAGGUCCUUGCCACGUCUAUUACCCAGAAACUGACGCAGAGAAGGAGGCUGCUCAAGUGCACCUUCAGGAGCUCAAUGCCAAUCAGAAGACUUGCAACAACAAGCUGCAAAUCUACGCACGCCAGGCCUUGAGUAACCUCAGGGAAGCAGAUGUCAAC
Messenger RNA from Macroventuria anomochaeta, 750 nucleotides. RefSeq lists its product as uncharacterized. Gene Ontology annotation, molecular function: nucleic acid binding. NCBI's taxonomy places the organism in Eukaryota, Fungi, Ascomycota, Dothideomycetes, Pleosporales, Didymellaceae. The transcript has a single exon. The record is from RefSeq and is a predicted model, not a curated record. The annotation marks the transcript as partial.